Acomys russatus (golden spiny mouse) is the source of this 703-nucleotide messenger RNA. RefSeq names its product signal peptidase complex subunit 3. Gene Ontology annotation, biological process: protein targeting to ER. NCBI's taxonomy places the organism in Eukaryota, Metazoa, Chordata, Mammalia, Rodentia, Muridae. The transcript has a single exon. The record is from RefSeq and is a predicted model, not a curated record. Gene Ontology annotation, cellular component: signal peptidase complex; membrane. The coding region runs from base 149 to 691 and encodes 180 amino acids.
CCGGGGACGCGUGCGCGCGCGCCCAGCAUUCCGCGCGAGCCAGAGGAAGACAGCGGGAAGGCCGGCACACGGCAGCACAGCACGCCUUGCCCAGCCAGCGCCCGCCCGUGGAGCCCGCGUGGAGCGAGCCGCACGUUGAUCCAGCAAGAUGAACACCCUGCUGUCGCGGGCGAACUCGCUGUUCGCCUUCACGCUGAGCGUCAUGGCGGCGCUCACCUUGGGCUGCAUCCUCACCACCGCCUUCAAAGACAGGAGCGCGCCAGUGCGCCUGCAUGUCUCCAGGAUCCUGCUCAAAAAAGUGGAAGACUUCACUGGACCCAGAAAGAGAAGCGACCUGGGCUUCAUCACGUUCCACAUCUCUGCGGACCUGGAGAAGACCUUCGACUGGAACGUCAAGCAGCUCUUCCUUUAUCUGUCGGCAGAAUAUUCCACCAAGAGCAACGCCGUGAACCAGGUGGUCCUCUGGGACAAGAUCCUUCUGCGAGGCGAGAACCCCAAGCUGAACCUGAAAGAUGUCAAAAGCAAGUAUUUCUUCUUUGACGACGGACACGGGCUCAAGGGAAACAGGAAUGUCACUUUGACUCUGUCCUGGCAAGUUAUUCCCAUUGCUGGGAUUCUGCCUCUAGUGACUGGAUCAGGACGGGUGUCUGUCCCGUUUCCAGAUUCCUAUGAAAUAGCCACGACUUUUUGAAGAACUAACUCU